AAAAAGUAAAAUAAAAAAAUAAAAUAAAAAAAAUGAGAACGAUGAUCGCAUAGUGGUCCUCUCUCUUCUUCCUCCUUUCUUCGUACCGAUAAUCUCGGCCCUUUACUUUCUCUCUCUAAACUCUCUCUCUCUCUCUUACUCACUCAUUUCACUACCAUAUAUCCUUCUGAUUCCUCUCAAUCUGAGAUUUUGAUUCUAAGUAAGAGUAAACGUGCCUUCAGUUCUCGUGGUACAAAAUGGCUCCUUGAUGUCUUCGCUGAUAAAAUGAGAUUCUUGGCUGACAAAACUUCUAAUACUUAGUAGUUGGUGACAUAGUGAAUACAACACACGGGGUUUAGAUCUUUAUAAAAUGGAUAGUUGCUGGUUUCCUAAGUUCAAGUCAAAGGACAAAAUGCAGUCUUCUAAAAAGAAGGAAACUGCAGGCACUGCAAAAGAAGCGUCAAAACCACCAACAAAUGAAGAAGCUCCUUCAAAUGUGACCAAACAGAAGGUCGAAGCUGCGAAGCAGUACAUAGAAAACCAUUAUAAGAAGCAGAUGAAAGACCUGCAGGAGAGAAAAGAACGACGUAAUAUGAUAGAAAAAAAGUUGGCUGAUGCUGAAGUCUCUGAGGAAGAGCAGAACAACUUGCUUAAGUAUUUUGAGAAAAAGGAGAGAGAAUACAUGCGACUUCAGAGGCAUAAGAUGGGGGCUGAUGAUUUUGAGCUCCUGACAAUGAUAGGGAAGGGUGCAUUUGGAGAGGUCAGAAUCUGCCGAGAGAAGGCAACUGGUCAUGUAUAUGCUAUGAAGAAGCUUAAGAAAUCAGAGAUGCUUCGCCGGGGCCAGGUUGAACAUGUAAAAGCUGAGAGGAACCUACUUGCAGAAGUUGACAGCAUUUACAUUGUAAAGCUCUAUUGUUCCUUUCAAGACGAAGGUUAUUUAUAUCUUAUAAUGGAGUAUCUUCCUGGCGGCGAUAUGAUGACAUUGCUCAUGCGGAAGGAUAUCCUGACAGAAUAUGAGGCCAGGUUCUAUGUUGGGGAGACCAUCCUAGCUAUAGAAUCAAUUCAUAAAUAUAAUUAUAUUCACAGAGAUAUCAAGCCUGAUAACUUGCUGCUAGAUAGAAAUGGUCACAUGAAAUUAUCAGACUUUGGAUUAUGUAAACCACUAGACUGCAGUAAUCUUCAGGAAAAGGACUUCUCUACCGGAAACAACAGAAGUGGAGCCCUUCAGAGCAAUGGACAUCCUGUGGCUCCUAAAAGGACUCAGCAGGAGCAAUUGCAGCAUUGGCAAAAAAAUAGGCGAAUGCUUGCCUAUUCUACAGUAGGAACACCUGAUUAUAUUGCCCCUGAAGUUCUACUGAAGAAAGGAUAUGGCAUGGAAUGUGAUUGGUGGUCUUUGGGAGCUAUAAUGUAUGAAAUGCUAGUGGGGUAUCCACCCUUUUAUUCAGAUGAACCAAUGUUGACUUGUAGAAAGAUAGUAAAUUGGAGAGCUUAUUUGAAAUUUCCAGAAGAAGCUAAACUAUCACCAGAAGCAAAGGAUCUUAUUAGUAGACUCUUAUGUAAUGUGGAACAGAGGCUUGGAACCAAAGGAGCUGAUGAAAUAAAGGCUCACCCAUGGUUCAAAGGGGUUGAAUGGGAUAAAUUGUACCAAAUGAAAGCUGCUUUUAUUCCUGAGGUCAAUGAUGAAUUAGAUACUCAAAAUUUUGAGAAAUUUGAUGAGGUGGACGACCAAUCCCAACCUUCCUCAAAAUCAGGGCCAUGGAGGAAGAUGCUGUCUAAGGAUGUUAACUUUGUUGGAUACACAUAUAAGAACUAUGAAAUCGUGAAUGAUGAUCAUCUACCUGGAAUUGCUGAAUUGAAGAAGAAGAGCACAAAACCUAAACGGCCUUCCAUUAAAACCUUAUUUGACGAUGAAUCGUCUACGGCUUCCAAUCAACCUGUUGAAGGGAGCUUCUCAAAACUCUUACCUACUCAUCAGGAAGUUCCUAAGAAGAGCGAAUAAUUGCAGCGAUAGAAACCAAUAACUUUUUACAGGUUUUUUAGAUGGAGGAGGAAAUGCAAAGUUGAAUACUGAUUGUUUUACUCUGUUACAUUCUUUUGUUAGUUAUGGGAGGGGAAGCCUCUAAAACUGUGGUUUUGGAUUGAGUGGGGUAUUUAUCUUUGUAGAAAAAUCUCUAGGUAUAUAUUUGUUUACAUUUUUGGUGGGUGGUGUAUUAUUUUGUUUACCAAUUUUUUAAGCUGCAAUCUGAUAUAAGUGUCCAAGUUUAAGUUAUAUGUUGUAAUUAAGUCACUGCUAAGAAUGUGCUAUCCUCACAUUCUUUUAUACAUUACUUAAUUUGUAAGGUUGCCUUUUUUAUUUCUUUCUA
Cicer arietinum (chickpea) is the source of this 2342-nucleotide messenger RNA. RefSeq lists its product as uncharacterized. Gene Ontology annotation, molecular function: ATP binding; protein serine/threonine kinase activity. NCBI's taxonomy places the organism in Eukaryota, Viridiplantae, Streptophyta, Magnoliopsida, Fabales, Fabaceae. Gene Ontology annotation, biological process: protein phosphorylation. The record is from RefSeq and is a predicted model, not a curated record.